AUGCAGUAUGGCGCCAAGGUGGCCAUUGCAGAACUCCCUUUUGCCAUUGUUAGCACGAAGCUCACAGCAGGGGGACUGGGAGGCACCUGCGUCAUCCGUGGCUGCGUUCCAAAGAAGCUGCUGAUUUACGGGAGCCAUUUGCUGGAGGACCCGCCGACGACCUUGUCUGAGGUCUCUAGGACUUCGUACUUCCGUCAGCCUGCAGGCUCACAGUUCAUCGGAGACAUAAUCACACUGGCCGUCCUACCGGGUGAUACUGGCGACGUGCAGCGUGGCCGCUUGAUCGAGUGUGGCUUGGCAUCCGUGCUGACUCCGGAUGCAAGUCAUGCCUUCUGGCUGCAGCGGGUGGUCUGCCUUGGCGCUGCCAUAUUGUGGGGUGGGGGCCACGCUACGGAGGUGCAGGGUGAGGUGAAACCGAGUCCGUUUCCUGAAGCUGCAUUCGAUUGCCCGAACACUUCCGAAGGGCAUUUCGAUUGCGGGAAGCAACUGGGUGCCCGUUUCGCCGGGCUGAUCGGCCAGGCAUUCAGUUUGGACAUCAGGCUCCAGAAGCUUCAUCAGAAGAUUUCACCCGUCAACAGCACUGGUUCAAGAAUCUUCAAGAUGUUGGCCGACAUCAACGCUGAGCGGUACCCGCUCCUGAUGCAGGAAGUGUAUGGCAUGGCGGAGGGCAGCGGGCAACCGCAGGACUUCGUGCUGCUCGCUAACCUACGACAGGAGGUGGAGACCGCGCUGGCAGAUGCGUCUGAGAGAAGAGUACCGGACGCUUGCACAGACGUGAUGGUGGUUCGGGAGGGUGUGACCGGCUUCGCACACAACGAGGACUAUGACAGCUUCCUCUUCGAUAAGAUGUACCUUGUCCGGCAAACGUGGCGCUCGACUUCUCCUGCAGGUGUGAACGUUUCGUAUGUUUCGUUUACCUACCCUGGGGUCCUACCAGGUUGGGCACCGGGUUGGAACAGCCACGGACUGGCCAUGACGUGGAAUGUUUUGUAUCCGCUUGAGUUAAAGCCAGGCGGCGGUGUUGCCGUGGCAUUUGUGUGUCGUGAUGUGCUCGAAAAGGCACGUUCGGCACAGGAGGCGGUGUCGCUGGCUGCGCCUCGGGAUUUAGCAUUGGGGCAGAACUUGAAUGUUGGUGUCGUCAGUGGCUUCGCCUCCAUAUUGCUGACAGCGGAGACUGCGCCGGGCGGGGAGUCGAAUGUGAAGACGGUGAGCGGGACCUGGUUCCAUGCCAACGAGUACCUCCGCAUGAGCGUCCAGCAGUCGAGCUCCUCAUUGACGAGCAGCAAGCACCGGCGAGCGACCUUCGAAGCUACAGAGCCAAAACCGCAAACCUUGCCGGAUGCUUUGCACGUGCUGGGUGAUACCAGCGACAGGGAAUAUCCCAUCUUCCGCCGCCACGAUGCCACCCAGGAGGACACGCUGUUCACCGUGGCCUUCGAUCUUCAGGCUGGCCAAGUCACUGUGUACCGCGACAACCCGCGCUUUGGUGCUGCAGUAGUUGUCCUCCAGGAGGAGCUGUGGGCUGCCAGAGCAGCCGGAGCAGCAAUUGUGAACAGGUUUCUUGUGUGA
Molecule: messenger RNA, 1569 nt
Organism: Symbiodinium sp. CCMP2592
Lineage: Eukaryota; Dinophyceae; Suessiales; Symbiodiniaceae
Source: the annotation of a GenBank genome assembly